GAUCUUUCGGGGGUGCUUCCGCUUGUGCGCCAUGGCCAACCGCUUGAGCCUUUCGAAGGGCGAGUGGGACGAAAGGAUUUUGCAGGAUCCUAAGGCGAGGCCGAGGCCCUUGGAGCUACUGAGCGCACAGAGCUUUGGGCACCUGCCAGAGGAGGCAUCAGGCAUCCCUGCGCUGCUGAGGCAACAUCAUGAAGCUGUGAUGCGGCGAUUGGAUUUGCAAGAUGACCUUCUUCACAAGGUGCUCAAUGGUAUGAUCUCACCGGCGUUUGCAAUGAUGCCUGAGGAGGAUGCGAUGAGGGAAGGAAGUCCUCCAAAGAAAGUACCACAAACGCAGACGAGUCACGCCUCGCUGCUCACGAGCUACACUAUGGAGGAUCUGCAGCACAAGGAUGAUGCGCUGCAAGCGCACUCUCAGCACUCUCGGAAGCGCUUCGCCACGCCGACACAAAAGGCCCGCCGCAUUGACGAGAAUUGCCUGCAGAUGGUGGUAAAGCACCAUGUCUUCGAGGCGUUUUUUGCCUUGGUGGUGAUCAGCAACGCCGUUUUCAUCGGCAUUGACGUCCAACGAACUGUGACAACUGGAGUCAGUAGAUCCACGGAUAUUCAAGUGAUUCAGUACUCUUACACAGGCCUGUUUCUCCUGGAGCUUCUUAUGCGGAUCUUGGCCUUUGGACGGAAGUUCUUCGUCUCGGAGGAAUGGAUGUGGGCCUGGUUGGACUUGUUCAUCGUGACCAGCUCCUUGUGGGAGGUGAUCGUGGACAUCGUACAGGCCGCCUUGGAGGGACAAGGUGAUUUGGAGUCCAUCGCAGGUAUCUCCAACAUGAAGUCCUUUCGCAUUAUCCGGCUAACCCGCCUGCUGAAGACUGCGCAGUUCAUUCGCAUCUUCCGGUUUGUGAUGGCUCUGCGAAUGCUGGUGACAUCCAUCAUCUCUACCCUAAAGGCGCUGCUUUGGGCCUUGGUGCUCUUGGCGCUGAUUGUAUAUGUAUUUGCGGUCCUGUUUACCCAGGCUGUGUACGAGCACAAAAACGAUCCCGCGGCGCCUGCCAUGCCAUUGAGAGAAGCGGAGGCGAGCACUCGCUACUUUGGGUCCCUGGCCGAGAGUAUGCUGAGCCUCUUCAUGAGCAUUGCUGGCGGCGUCAGCUGGGAGGAAGUCAUCGGCCCUCUGAAAGAGAUAUCCAUUGUGUGGGCGCUAUGCUUCGUUUUUUAUGUCGCGUUCACGUAUUUUGCAGUUCUGAAUGUUGUGACUGGUGUUUUCUGUCAAAGUGCUAUAGAAUCUGCGCAGAAUGACCAUGCUAUGGUUGUUCAGGCUUUGAUGGAUAACAAGGCGGCGCACAUUGCCAAGUUGCGCAGCCUUUUUAACCACUUGAACGGCCAGGACAAUGAUGCUGGCAUCAUUACCUUGGGGAUGUUCGAAGAGAAAAUCAAUAGUCCUGCAGUUCGGGAGUACUUUGAGGCCCUCGGUUUGGACAUUUGGGAUGCUUGGUCCUUCUUCAAGCUGCUGGAUGCUGCUGGGGACGGGGCUGUGGAUCUGGAGGAUUUCUUCGACGGGUGUUUGCGCUUCCGCGGGCCUGCGCGGGCCAUGGACAUGGGCCGCAUCAUGCAGGACCAGAGGUGGUUGAUCCGAAGUCAGGGAAGAUUUCAGACCUUUGUCGGGCGCGAGCUGGUUUCCCUGAAGAGCGAUGUCACAGACUUGCUGCAGCACCUGGCCAUCAAGACCACUGCGAACCAGUGGGCGCCGUCUCAGUGGAAAGCGCCGUGAGAGCCACACCCCAGAGUGUGGCUGUAGUGAGAGAAGCACUUGUUCUGUCAAGACUCAGAGUUAUUUCAGGGAGCGAUCCUAGGAUGCGAUGAAUGUGCUUAGCCUGCUUGUCUUCCCAAGAUGUCUCUGACUUUUGAAGAGGGCCAUGCAGAUUCAAGCGCUGCAGAACCCGAUUUCACCCACAGAGAAGGGCUUGAGCCCAAAGUGCUUGAUGGCUUCAUUUGAAUUCGAGGUUUUCCGGCGGCCAGAGUCCCCAACGGGACUGGGGGUGGGCAACCUUCAGUUUUGAUCUACU
Molecule: messenger RNA, 2054 nt
Organism: Effrenium voratum
Lineage: Eukaryota; Dinophyceae; Suessiales; Symbiodiniaceae
Source: the annotation of a GenBank genome assembly